AUGGAUCAAAGCAUGUACAAGAGUAUGAUUGGUAGUCUGCUUUAUCUCACAGCUAGCAGACCUGACAUUAUAUUUGUUGUAGGAGUCUAUGCUAGAUAUCAAUCUGAACCCAAAAUGAGUCACAUUACUCAAGUAAAAAUGAUUUUGAAGUAUAUCAAUGGAACCAGUAGUGCUGAUGAUAGUAAAAGCACUUCUGGAGGGUGUUUCUUUUUGGGAAAUAAUCUAAUAUCUUGGUUCAGUAAGAAGAAAAAUAGUGUGUCCUUAUCCAUAACUGAGGCUAAAUAUAUUGCUGUAGGAAGUAGUUGCUCUUAG
Lathyrus oleraceus (garden pea) is the source of this 312-nucleotide messenger RNA. RefSeq lists its product as uncharacterized. The transcript has 2 exons. NCBI's taxonomy places the organism in Eukaryota, Viridiplantae, Streptophyta, Magnoliopsida, Fabales, Fabaceae. Bases 1 to 312 code for a protein of 103 amino acids. The record is from RefSeq and is a predicted model, not a curated record.